Molecule: messenger RNA, 435 nt
Organism: Penicillium mononematosum
Lineage: Eukaryota; Fungi; Ascomycota; Eurotiomycetes; Eurotiales; Aspergillaceae
Exons: 3
Coding region: 1-435 (144 amino acids)
Source: RefSeq, a predicted model, not a curated record
AUGGAUCCAGUGGCAAUCCACCUUGCACUCUCGGUGCUGGACCUGGGGAUAAGUGCAGCUGCUGGAGCGGCUGCAGCAGCCACAGGCGCCCACGUUAACGGGAACGCGACCACGGCCCAAAUACUACGCCUUGGUGCUCUUGGAGGCUUGAUCAAGUCUGGCAUCCUCAAUGCAGCCGCUUUAUUGGGUCUGACUUCGAACAACAUCUUUCUCCAUGUGCUGAUUGCGUUUGCCGGCUCUUCCUUUGGGUCAGCAGUCCUUGCUACCUCGAUCGUAGCCAUGAAAUCACUAGGAGAUGUACCAGAUGAGUUGCUUAUAGCCGCCGUCGCUGCCGGGGCUCCUCUGACAGCAGGCACAGCGGCACUGCAUGCUUCUGGUAUGUAUGAUCCUCAUUUCUCCGAACACUCUCGCAGCACCCAGCUGUUGACACAAUAA